AUGGGGAUCAUGGCCACAAGGGGCCACAAUCCCUAUCUUGCGCUGUCUUAUCGGCGGGUUGAUACAACACUGGCUAAACUGCGUAAGGUGGGGGACCAGGUGGGCCGAAUGGUCCGCCGUGUUUCCAACAAACGCGGGGGGUUACGGUGCAAAGACGCCUUGCGGCUGGCGCACGCGUUUGUGACCAGUCGAGUCCUCUACUCGACUCCUUACCUCCACCUGCGCAAGUUUGACGAGACCGCCCUUGAGGUGCUUCUUAGAAAGAUGUACAAGCGUGCCCUCGAUCUCCCGAUGAACACGUCCAACCAGCGCCUCAUGGGCCUGGGGAUGGUAAACACUUUCGCGGAGCUCCAGGAGGCACACUUGACCAAUCAAUAUACAAGACUUUCAAAGACGUCGUCGGGACGCCACCUAUUAGCCCGACUACACAUCCAUCACCUAACACUGACAGAAGAGCGCGUACGCAUCCCCGAAGUCUGGAGAUGCGCCCUGCACGUGCGCCCUCUUCCAGCCAACAUGACACGUGACGACCACAGUGGCAGGCGCCUUGCGCGGGCGGAGGCACUGGCCCGCCACUAUGGGUCCAAACCCGGAAUCUUCUAUGUGGACGCCUCCGGCCCUCACCAUGGGGGGAGGUACACGGCUGCAGUCGUCCACCAAAACGUCCUGGUGAACGGCCUUACGUUCAGAGCUAAAGACAUAACACAUGCGGAGGAGAUCGCCAUCGCUCUAGCCGCCGCAGACCAGGACUCGAGAGUCAUCAUCACCGACUCGAGAGGGGCCUGCAGAAAUAUUGAACAGGGGUACAUUCCUCUCUUUGCGUAUCGCAUCCUUAAAGAUAGUGACUACCUCGGGGCCCCCGCGUCUCGAACGAUCGUCUGGGCUCCUGCUCACAUGGGCCUCGAAGGCAACGAAACGGCAGACGCCGCCGCCCGCGCGCUCACUCUCCGGGCAACGCCUUCAGACCCUUCCGAAAUGGAUCCCGAACCCAAUCCAGCCUUCACUUUUCGAGAAAUUACUCAAUUAUACCAAUUCGGCCACGCAAUUUAUCCUAAGCCCUGUAAGGGCCUUACAAAGGCGGAGGAACGCACACUCCUCCGUCUCUACACCAAAACCCUGCUGUGCCCGGCAGUUUUAAAACACUUUGAUCCUGCUUAUACAGGAAAAUGCCCGCACUGUGCGGAGAAGUCUUCGGACAUCUUCCACAUGGUGUGGGCAUGCCAAUCAACCCCGAACCUCGUCCCAAAACCCAACCCCACCCGGGAGGACUGGGAGGCAGCCCUGCUCGACUGCUCCGACCUGGAGGGCCAGAAGGCCCUGGUUGACCGAGCCCAAACCGCGGCAGUCGCCAAUGGGCUCCUGUACUGA
This is a messenger RNA of Ixodes scapularis (black-legged tick), 1368 nucleotides long. RefSeq lists its product as uncharacterized. Lineage: Eukaryota; Metazoa; Arthropoda; Arachnida; Ixodida; Ixodidae. Bases 1 to 1368 code for a protein of 455 amino acids. Gene Ontology annotation, molecular function: nucleic acid binding. The record is from RefSeq and is a predicted model, not a curated record. The transcript is spliced from 2 exons.